Molecule: messenger RNA, 831 nt
Organism: Panicum virgatum (switchgrass)
Lineage: Eukaryota; Viridiplantae; Streptophyta; Magnoliopsida; Poales; Poaceae
Product: zinc finger BED domain-containing protein RICESLEEPER 2-like
Exons: 1
Coding region: 1-831 (276 amino acids)
Source: RefSeq, a predicted model, not a curated record
AUGAUGCUUGGUAGCAAUGAGAUGGUUGAUGGCUGUCAGAUAAUUAGUGGUGACACGAUUGGUCAUGGUGGCGAAAUGAUUCUUGAUUACAAGGUGGUCGACAUCCAUGAUAACAAGACGGCUCACGACAGCAACAUGUUCCCUGGAAUCUUUGCAUACAGUUUUGGCUCAAAAAUGGCUGGCACUAGCCAUCUGAAGAGGCACAUUACCCUGGGUCAUUGUCCUGUGAUCAAAGGUCAAGAAUCUUCAGCAGGAGGCACAGACAAUGGUGGUCAGGGUACCAUAGUGAAGCCUUCUAAGAGGCGCCACACAUGUGCUGGCUAUGGAAAUGCUCAAUUCAAUCCAGACCUUAGUUCAUCACAUCUGGCGAAGAUGAUCAUUCUGCAUGACUAUCCCCUACAUGUUGUUCAGCAGCCAACCUUCAUAUCCUUUAUUGAGGGCCUACAGCCCCAUUUCAAGGUGGUGACUACAAAUGCGAUGGAGGCAGAGGUUUAUGCAAUUUAUCUGAAGGAAAGGGAUAAAUUGCUCAAGGAAGUUAGAAAUAUUCCAGGAAGGAUAAAUCUCACAAUAGGAUGGUGGACCACUAGCCAAACUCUUGGAUAUGUUUCAAUUGCAGGGCAAUUCAUUGAUUCUGAGUGGAAGAUGCACCGAAAAAUGCUCAACUUUGUGAUGGCCCCUUGGCAUUGUUCAGAGAAUGCAGUUAGUGAAGCUAUCAGCAGAAGCCUUACUCAGUGGAACAUGACAGAUAGAUUAUUCACCAUUACUGGGAAUUAUGAGUCCUCCUCACAUGAUAUCUACAGUGUGAAUCUAAGAGAUAGGUUAUAUUUUUAG